Messenger RNA from Diaporthe batatas, 1152 nucleotides. RefSeq lists its product as uncharacterized. The record is from RefSeq and is a predicted model, not a curated record. Lineage: Eukaryota; Fungi; Ascomycota; Sordariomycetes; Diaporthales; Diaporthaceae. Gene Ontology annotation, cellular component: mitochondrion. The coding region runs from base 1 to 1065 and encodes 354 amino acids. Gene Ontology annotation, molecular function: oxidoreductase activity. The transcript has a single exon.
AUGGCAGCAUCUACGGAAGAUGCGUGGCCGCAAAAAAUGCGCGCCUGGACAUACAGCAGUGCCAGCGGCGGCCUCGACAAAUCCUUGCAGCUGCAGACCGACACGUCCCCGCCACCCAAGACUCUGCUGGAGAAAGAUUCAGUGCUGGUGCACGUCAGCUACAUGACACUCAACCCAGCAGACUACAAGCUUCCGGAGUUAGGCUUGUUAUCCAAGUUCGUGAUACCUGUGCCCGCAAGCCCUGGAAUGGACUUCAGCGGCACCGUCACGGCCGUGGGCAGCGACGUCAAGGCGUACCAGCCGGGCCAGAAGGUCUUCGGCAGGGUUGAGCCCAUCAAGAACAAGUACGGGUCGCUCGCCGAGUACAUCAUCGUAAAGGACGGCGAGGGACUCUCCGCGGCGCCGGCGGGCUGGGAGGACAAGAUGGACCAGCUCGCCUGCGUCGGGACCUGUGGCCUCACGGCGCUGCAGAGUAUCCAGCCCUACGUUUCGACGGGCGACAAGGUCUUCAUCAACGGCGGCAGCGGCGGCACCGGUGUGUUCGGCAUACAGAUCGCCAAGGCGCUUGGACUGCACGUCACGGCCAGCUGCUCCGGCGCGAGCGCGGAUUUUUGCCGGAGCCUCGGGGCCGACGAGAUCAUCGACUACAAAGAGCAGAACCUGAGCGAGGUGCUCAAGGGCAAGGGCAAGGUUUUCAAGCUUGUAGUCGACAACGUCGGCUUCACCCCGCCCGGACAGCAGGACUUGUACACCGCUGCGAACGAGUUUUUGGUGGACAACGGGCACUUCAUCCAGGUCGGCGGAGGCGCUGGCCUUCAGCAGGUCAAGGCUGUCAUGUCGAGGACGUUUAUGCCGGGAUUCCUUGGGGGCGGAAAGAGGAAGUUCAGUAUGAUCAUGACGAAGCAAUCCCACGAGGGCCUGGCAAGGAUAGGGGGAUGGAUGAGCGAGGGCAAAAUCAAGGGUGUGAUCGACGAGGUCUUCGAGUAUGAGGAUGCUCCCAAGGCUUAUUCCAAGUUGAAGACAGGAAGAGCAAAGGGUAAGAUUUUGGUGGUGGUUGCCAAGUAAUGUUUCGUUGAACCACGACUUGGAAGGGUGUGUGAGGGGCGCUAUUAGUGGCAGAAUUAUAACUGAAUUUGCUGGCUUCAACGGCCG